GUAUAAUCAUUUAUAAUUUUGCUUUCCAGUCGUAUACGCGACCAAAAUGUGAUGCCGCCGACAACCUGAGGAACCUUGGAUGUGAUAUAGCAUUUCUCAUCAACCCUACCGCGGAUAUGGUUGUCACAGAACAAGGUGUCAUCACUAAAAACAUCGACCUGGGCGGGUCAGGAGGAGGGGGCAUCAAGGCCAAUGGGCAGCGGUGGGGCCACGCCGAGUGUUUGGCAGACCCUAUCACCUGCGGAGAGGUCGGAGGAGAGCUAGCAGGGAGGACAGGAGGAGGAGGAGGUAGUUCUGGAGGAGGAGGAGGAGGAAGUAUCGGAGGAGGAACCAGUGGGAGCUUCGGAGGAGGAAGUUUCGGAGGAGGAGGAACAGGUGGGAGUUUCGGAGGAGGGAGUACCGGGGGUACUUUCGGAGGAGGCGGUUUCGGAGGAGGAAGUACCGGAGGAGGAGGAUCAUCAUCAUCGUCGUCAUCAUCAUCAUCGUCCUCGACGUCCAUAUCUGGCAGUUCAUCUGGGGGAGGCUUCAACUUCGGAGGAGGAGGAAGUUCCUUUGGAGGAGGAGGAGGGAGUUCCUUCGGCGGAGGAGGAAGCUCCUUUGGAGGAGGCGGCGGCGGCGGAGGAGGAGGAGGAGGGGGAGGAGGAGGUAGUUCCUUCGGAGGUGGAGGCAGUUCCUUCGGAGGUGGUGGAGGCAGUACCGGUGGAGGAGGCGGUAGUUCCGGGGGAGGCCUUUUCUUCGGAGGAGGAGGGACUGGAGGCAGCGGAGGCAGUGGCACUGGAGGUUCCGCGUCAGGUUCCAGUAGCAGCAGUUCAUCUUCGUUCUCUGGUACGAUUGGAGGAGAAGGCGGUUUGACUAGCGAUGACUUCUUUACCAGCCUUGAUGAGUUUAUGAAUUCCGGAGGGAGUGGCAGCGGACGAAAGAAGCGCCAGAUUGACGACGACACCUUAAGUAGAAUCAACCGCAUCUCUCCAAAGCAACUCAAGCUGGACAUGAGAAAAGGAUCGACCUACAGUUUCACAAUGAACGUGUACCGCCCGAAGGACUACCCUGCCGACCUGUACUACCUUAUGGACCUGUCAGACUCUAUGAAGGACGAUUUGGAAAACCUGCAGGGACUCGCUACGACGCUGACCACCGAGUUGAGGAAACUUACCAAAAACUUCAAUGUUGGCUUCGGCGCUUUUGUGGACAAGACCGUGUCUCCCUACGUGGAUACAUCACCAGCAAAACUGAAGGAGCCCAGCCCCGGCGCCGCCCCUCCCUUCAGCUACAUCAACGCCCUGUCGCUCACGGACGACGAGGACCUGUUCAAUGACGAGAUCGAGAAGAUCAGGAGCUCCGGAAACCUGGACGCCGCGGAGGGAGGGUUCGACGGCAUGCUACAGGCGCUGGUUUGCAGGGAUAAGAUCGGUUGGCGGGAAGCCUCGACCCACAUCAUCCUGUACGCCAGCGACGCGCAGUUCCACUCGGCAGGGGACGGCAAGCUGGGCGGCAUCGUGCAGAAGAACGACGAGAAGUGCCACCUGGACAUCAAGGGGAAAUACAUGGAGGAGUUCGCAAACUCACAGGAUUACCCGUCAAUCAGUCAGAUUAGAUCCCUCCUGGAAGCAACCAACACUCUGCUCAUCUUCGCCGUGGACAAAAAGUACCAGAGCGUCUACGAGAGCUUGGCGAACAGCCAGUUCGCAGGCCUGGCCACCGCCGGUGUCCUGGAAGCGGACUCCAGUAACAUCAUCGCGCUUAUCGAGCGAUCCUACAACCAACUGCUGUCCCAGAUCGAGUUGAGUUUCGUGGACUUCCCCAGCGAGUACAUGUCCUACACUGUCACUCCCAACUGUGGUAACGGACAGAGAGACGGAAAAAGAUGUACCAACGUGCAAGUAGGGGACGAGGUGACCUUUGACAUAGAGCUGAAGAUGGACGACAUCCCGUUAGACUCCGCACAACUGAACGCCGAACACGAGUUCAAGAUCAAACCGGUCGGUUUCCACGAAGAGCUGGUGGCCAAGCUGCGGUACCUUGGGUCUUGUGACUGCGAAGCACAAGCAGUUCCGACAAGUGGCAAAUGUAACACCCAUGGCACAUUUGAGUGCGGAAAGUGUGUCUGUGACUCUGGAUGGCUGGGGAACACGUGUACCUGCGACGCCUCCAACAACACCGUCGCCGCUAACAACGAGGCGUGCAUCCAGCAGGGAAGCAUCGACGUGUGCCAGCGGAGAGGAACGUGCCUGUGCGGGGAGUGCAUCUGCGACAGGCCCGACAGAUUCUCCGGAAAGUUCUGCGAGUGUGACAACCAGGCCUGCGAGCGCUUCAACGGGGCUAUCUGCGGAGGUCCAGCGUUUGGAACAUGUGACUGUGGCACUUGCAAAUGCAAAGAAGGCCGGGAGGGUAGCGCCUGCCAAUGCCCGAGCGACCGAUCCGUCUGCAAACCAAGCAACGCACCGGACGAUGCCGACCUGUGUAACGGCCAUGGUGAGUGCGCCUGUAACGAGGGGGAGGAGCAGCGCUCGUGCGUGUGCGAGGAAGGGUACAGCGGCAGGUUCUGCGAGGAAUGUCAGGCAUGUCCAGGGAAGUGCGACGUCCUGAAGCCGUGUGUCCAGUGCCACGCCUGGGGGAAGAACUGGACAGAGGAGAUCUGUGUCAACAAAUGCGUGGACAAAGUCUACAUGACUGACCGGCUGCGAGACGAUGUAGGAGUGACGCGUUGUUCGUACACCGAUGAUGACGGCUGCACGGUUCACUACACCUACGGCACGGACUCCUACAAGGGACAAACGUCAGACGACUUCGUGGUGGAGGUCCGCAAGGACAGAGACUGUGUGACCCCGUUCCCGUGGUGGUGGCUGGUGCUGGGCAUCAUCCUGGCCAUCCUGCUGCUGGGCCUGUGCUGCCUGUGCUGCUGGAGAUGUUGGGCAUACUACAAGGACAAGCAGGAGUUCCUACUCUGGCAGGACGAGAUGAAGCAACAAGCUGUCGGAUGGGACACAGCAGAGAGCCCAAUCUACACCGGUGCGGUCACGACACACCAGAAUCCUGAAUUUAUCGGUGGAGGCGCCGCCAUUGCAGGUGCGUCCGUUGUUGAUGCUGGACUAGUAAACGCAUCCGCUCCAGUUGCAGCAGCUGCUCCGAUGAUUAACCUUGAUCUGAAGGACAAGUUGAUCGUGAAGACCGGGUCAGUCAUCAUCCUGGACAUCCCCUUCAGCGGCCGCCCCUCCCCGGACAUCGUCUGGACUAAAGAUGACGUGGAGAUCUACAGUGGGGAUCGGGUGACCAUUGAGAACGCGGCCACCUCCACCACUCUGUCUAUCAAGAACUGCCAGCGGUCGGACGCCGGGAACUACAGACUCGCCCUGGCUAACACGGCCGGGCGCGCCAAGGCCGAUGUGGACGUCGUCGUCAUUGACAAACCGGGACCUCCAAAAGAAGUGCGUAUCGAUGACGUCAUGCAGGAUUCCGUGGCGUUGUCAUGGCGACAGCCAAUGGACGACGGCGGCAGCAACAUCACUAACUACGCGGUUGAGAAGUUUGAUUAUGACCGUAACAACUGGGCCAUGGUCAACCCUUAUGUCCCAGGUUUCAACUACACCGUGCCUAACCUGGUGCCCGGAGCGGAGUACCUGUUCCGUGUGGCCGCUGAGAACCAGUGUGGGCUCGGGGAACCGACAGAGAGCGAGAGGAUCGUGGUCCAGAACCGGCAUGGCCGACCCCCGGGCGUUCCCGGUACCCUGACCUAUGAAGAAGUGACCGGUGACCGGGUGACCCUGCGCUGGAGCCCGCCAUUGGACGAUGGAGGUAGCGAGAUCACCAACUACGUGAUCCAGAAGCGUGACUCUAACGACCCCCACGGUUGGACCACGGUGUCCUCCUCCGCCACCCGCACCACUCACCGGGUCGGCAACCUCAACCCCGGCGGUAACUAUCGCUUCCGAGUCCGAGCGGAGAACUACUACGGUCCGGGGCCCUGGACGGAAUCCGGCGGAGUCAUGCUGGGUGGAGGUUCUCUUGGAAGGGGACCGGUGCAACAGAACAUGUCGUCGUUUAGCUCGGGGCAGUUUUCCACUCUGCCCGCCGGGAUGAGCUUCCAACAGCCGGCCUACAUCAUCGCUCAGGCGCCCCCCAUGAGCUCGACCCUGCCGUACGGAGCCAGUUUCCCGUCCAUGGCGUCCUGGGGAUCAUCCAUGCAGCAAGAGGUUCCACAACAGCAGGCCCCUCCUCCGAAACCUGAUCCAAUUGGCCCGGUGCUGCGCCAGGGAGUGACUCUAGUGGGGAAGGACUUCACCGAGGUGCUGCUGCUGCUGAUGCGGGGGGACACGGGCAUGCCCAGCCCGCUGGCACGCUUCUACACGCACCAGCCCAUGGACCAGAUGGGCGAGCAGCAGCUCAACGACUGCACCGGCGGCCUGUGCGGGUUCAAACCUGCCGAACUGCUCAUCCUCUGCGGACUCACGCCCAACAGGUCCAACACGCUUAAAUUGUGCCAUUACCUCAUCAUUCUGGCUAACGAAGAACGGAGCCACCACCCAAGUUUUAAUAGCCUGGAUGAUGUCCUAGUUACUGUGAAGCAGAUCUGUAAGAAGCAGGACCUGUCCUAUGACGCCAUCUCUCUCAUCAACGCCCUGACCAUCCUGGUGGAUCUCGGUAGGAAGUACCACCACCAGGACCUCCAGAAGUUCGAGAAGGCGCUGCACGAGGCUCGCACCAACAUCACCAACAGGGAGCUUGGCAGGGUCAUCCUUACCAUCCUGGGCUUGAACGUCGUUGUCGUCAAGGUGAACGUGACCUUGAAGAACAAGGACAUCACCCCUCUCCUGCUGAGCCUGAAGGACGGCGACGUGGACCUGCCGCCUAACGGCGAUGACCUGUGCCGCUUCAAGCUGGACACGCCCCUGGACCAGAUGACGGACGACGAGCUGCGUGAGAACAUCGAGGAACUCUCGGGCUUCACCCCGGAGAACCUGCUGGAGCUGAUCCAGAUGCCGGCGACGCGCCAGAACGUGCUGGCCCUGGCUCACCUGAUGAUCCAGCGCGCCAACGAGGACCUGCCCGUCACCCCGGCGGCGCUGACACCAAAGGCCCGCUCACGGACGUCCUCACAGUCAAGUGGCACGGGCCAAGAGGUGGGUAUGAAAAGUUAACCGGCCCGGAGCGGGCAGCCAGAGUGGGGAGGAAACUUGAUUGGUUAGAGACAGCGUUGGAAGAGGCAGCUGUCAAACAAGCGUUAAACUGUGCAAGACUUUCAGCCUCCAAACCAGCAAAAGACUUUGACAGGGACAGCCUUUUGAUCAGUUUAGAAAAUCUGCAGGACGUCACGAAACAGUACCAACAUCCGGAGUGGAGAUAUUACCAGGAAACAUUGACGAUAGCGAGACAAAGUAUGUCGGACCCAAACCUUGGCAAGUUGGUUCUGGCGCUUAUUGGAAAACCGAGUUAGCACACACAUAUACUUCAUAUAUAUGUAUAUGUCUAAUUUAGACUAAAGCGUCGUUCAAAACGAGCGUCGUUUAAAAAGCACAACUUGAAUAGAAAACGUAACAAAAUUCUGGAUCAGAUGACAUUUGAAGCUACAAGGUGUAUUUCGUUGAAUACACUAAAACUUUGUGUACUAAAUUUUAUAUCAGAUGUCUUACUCGAUAGAGAAAGCAAUGAUGAGACUUAAGAAAAUUAGAUACAGUACCAAUUCUCUUAAUGAAUGUGCGAUUGUUGGAAUUUACACUAUUUUUCAGCUAGUUGCAAACAGUAUCGUUCUAGCUGUUCUUAUGUACUGUUAGAAAAAAAUCGAUUUUAUUGUUUAAAUGAAGAAUGCGCGCAAUUUUGAUCUUGAAAAAAAAGGAAAAGAGAGUAAAUUUGAAA
Branchiostoma floridae (Florida lancelet) is the source of this 5850-nucleotide messenger RNA. RefSeq lists its product as uncharacterized. The transcript is spliced from 35 exons. Gene Ontology annotation, biological process: cell migration; integrin-mediated signaling pathway; cell adhesion mediated by integrin. Gene Ontology annotation, cellular component: integrin complex; focal adhesion; cell surface. Gene Ontology annotation, molecular function: integrin binding. NCBI's taxonomy places the organism in Eukaryota, Metazoa, Chordata, Leptocardii, Amphioxiformes, Branchiostomatidae. The record is from RefSeq and is a predicted model, not a curated record. The coding region runs from base 117 to 5135 and encodes 1672 amino acids.